CUGGAUAUGAAGCAACUCCACAGUGUUGCUGACUCCGACCCUAAAGUUCAAGAAAGUUGAAAGGAGCUCGCAUGGAGUGAGCAGGCAUUUAAAAGCUACAAUAUGGCAGCCAGACGCAAAUCUGCAUCCCGCCCUCAUCUGCCCCACAACCUCACCAAUCAAAAGCUGCUAAACCGCAGUCUUCCGGGUCGUUGAAGAACGUCGCACCGGCUCCCUCUGUGCGCUUAGUAGCAGCCGAGGAGCAAUGGUGCUCGGAUGCGUCCGGAGGCGCGUCGGUGUUUCGGGUUUCACGGUGGAGCAGAUGAGAUGCCGGGGAAUAUGAGCAAAGAGGACGCCCCGAGUAGGAGCGCUUCUUUGACGUUCACCAUAGACAACAUCCUCAACCUGAAGCAGCGGGACGCCGGAGAUUUGGAGCAGAGGGACGGUGGGUGCAAGAAGGAUUUUCAAGCGCGGUGUGAUGAAGUGUGGGACGUCCGGAGGAGACACUGCAGCGGAUCAGACGAGACAGCGCAAACGAAGCCCAGAGUUCAUCGUACGGACCGCGGGGAGAACACCCCGCCGCUGACCGCAGGCUCCUGUCCCGGGGCGCAAAGUACGCACACCGCGGAGGAAGAGCCCGAGCAACAACAACAACAACAACAACAACAGAGCACCGUGGACACUAAAGCCAUGGUCAAGAAGAAAACGCGCACCAUCUUCUCCAAGAGACAGAUAUUUCAGCUGGAGGCAACUUUUGACAUGAAGAGGUAUCUGAGCAGCUCGGAGAGAGCGUGCCUCGCCAGUUCCCUGCAGCUCACCGAGACUCAGGUGAAAAUCUGGUUUCAGAACCGCCGCAACAAGCUGAAGAGACAGUUAUCCACGGACAUAGAGGGCCCGCUGGCCGCGGAGCACCUCUCCGAGGCAGGGAAAAACGUGCAAUUACCGACUUUUUACAAAGACAGCAGUCUGCUGGGUGGAUGUUUGUUACCCAUGCCUUUCCCCGUGGUGUACCCGACUGCGAACGCUACGCCUUACAUCUACUUCUCCAACACUAGCAAAUAUUUUGGCCUGUUUGACGCAGACGGAUGAGUUCCUCUGUUUGGGAAGACAGUGUGUGGACAGUCGGACAUGCAGGCAGCUUCACAGGCCUGUCACCUCUUUUUUUUUUUUAAUUCAACUUUGAUGUCAACUAAUCCAAGACAUGCAUGUGACA
Messenger RNA from Larimichthys crocea (large yellow croaker), 1192 nucleotides. Its product is annotated as homeobox protein HMX2. Lineage: Eukaryota; Metazoa; Chordata; Actinopteri; Sciaenidae. Gene Ontology annotation, biological process: regulation of transcription by RNA polymerase II. Gene Ontology annotation, molecular function: DNA-binding transcription factor activity, RNA polymerase II-specific; RNA polymerase II transcription regulatory region sequence-specific DNA binding. Gene Ontology annotation, cellular component: nucleus. The transcript has 2 exons. The record is from RefSeq and is a predicted model, not a curated record. Bases 256 to 1068 code for a protein of 270 amino acids.